CCCCUUUUGCCUCUUUCUUUAUCUGAAAAAACCUCCCCACUUGCUGCUCUUGAUUGUGCAUUUUCUCGUCUCCGCUAUCAAAAAAACCCCCUGAAGCCACUCCCCACUCAGAGCUUGUGCAGUGCAUCUUAGCAUGGCGGGGUAGUAAAUAAAAGGGGACAAGGGGAGCUUGGGAUAGCAAGUUGGAGCAUUGAUGGAGCUCGUGAUGUGACCGGCUGCAUGAAUACUCUUCAGCUUCUUUUCCAUCCGUUUACAUCCAUCUUUUCUUCUUCUUUCAUACCUCUUUUCUUGCUAGAAUAAAAUACUCCUAUCAACAGCUACUACCUCUCAUCUCUCCUCAUACUAUCAAACAAUCGGGUAUACAUCCAUCUCUCACCGAUCAUCAACCUCCCCAAUCAUGGCCUCCUCCCAAGACGACCGCCUCAUCCUCCCCAUCAUCGACUCCCACAUCCACAUCUACCCCGAAUCAGAAAACACCAACCUCGCCUGGUGCUCCCCCGACCAUCCUCUGUCCGGCCAAUUCUCCGUCGACCAGUUCAAACACGCCACCCGCUCUGCCCCGUCUCUGCUGGGCUUCAUCUUCGUCGAGACAGACCGCAAAAACGACCUCGCCGCCAUCACAUCUGGCGAUGCCGAAGCCGGCUGGGAUGGACCCCUCAAGGAAGUCCGCUGGCUGAAGCGCGUCGCCCUCGGCACGCCUCUUGAAGGCGAGGGCCACUCUGCAGAGGACAAGUCGCUAUGCCUGGCCAUUGUGCCCUGGGCUCCCGUGCCCUGCGGAGAGGCGAUCUUGGAGAAAUACCUUGCAAGAGUCGAGGAAGAGGCUGGAGAGGCAUGGCCCAAGAUCAAGGGGUUUAGGUACCUCCUGCAGGACAAGCCGCACGGCACCAUGCUGGAGGACAAGUUCAUCGAGGGUCUCAAGUAUCUGGGCAAACGCGGCUUCGUCUUCGAGGUGGGCAUCGACCAGCACCGCAGAGGCCGCAAGCAGCUCGAGGAGACGGUCGAGAUGAUUGGACGAGCACACGAGGGCGUUCCUGACGACGAGAAGGUGACCUUUAUCAUCAACCACCUCUGCAAGCCCGACCUCACCGUCUACAACGUCUCCUCCGACCCCUCCUUCACCGCCUGGCGCACCGCCAUCUUCUCCCUCGGCAAAUGCGCACGCACAUACAUGAAGCUCUCCGGCGGCUUCGCCGAAAUGACGCCCGCCCUGCGCGACCAAGACCCUUCCCACAUCUUCCAGUCCACCCUCCCCUGGCUCGGCGUCGUCCUCGCCACCUUUGGCCCCUCCCGCAUCAUCUUCGCCAGCGACUGGCCCGUCUGCACCGUCGGCUUCGACAAGGACGAGACGGACGGCUCGCGCGAGGCCUGGCCCAAGUGGAAGGAGGUCGUCGAGAAGAUGUGCUGGAUGGCGUCGUUGGGUGAUGAGGAUCGCGCCAUGAUCUUUGGGGGCACGGCGAAGCAGGCGUAUGGGCUGUGAGGAAGAAGCGGGUUCUUGUUUUUGGUUCUUGUGCUUGAAUUUGUUAAUGAAAUAUGCGAAAUGAAAGUCUCUCUACCUAUGUAAUUGUAAAUAAAACACCAUUUAU
This is a messenger RNA of Trichoderma virens Gv29-8, 1583 nucleotides long. RefSeq lists its product as uncharacterized. The transcript is spliced from 2 exons. The record is from RefSeq and is a predicted model, not a curated record. Gene Ontology annotation, molecular function: hydrolase activity. The coding region runs from base 398 to 1477 and encodes 359 amino acids. NCBI's taxonomy places the organism in Eukaryota, Fungi, Ascomycota, Sordariomycetes, Hypocreales, Hypocreaceae.